Molecule: messenger RNA, 2738 nt
Organism: Dromiciops gliroides (monito del monte)
Lineage: Eukaryota; Metazoa; Chordata; Mammalia; Microbiotheria; Microbiotheriidae
Gene: CHKA
Product: choline kinase alpha
Exons: 12
Coding region: 273-1676 (467 amino acids)
Biological process (GO): CDP-choline pathway; phosphatidylethanolamine biosynthetic process
Cellular component (GO): cytoplasm
Molecular function (GO): choline kinase activity; ethanolamine kinase activity
Source: RefSeq, a predicted model, not a curated record
CCGCCCGCGCUGCUGCUUCUGCUCUCGCUCCCGCCGCCACCCGUCGCCGCCACCCGUCCCCGCCGAGCCUGAGCCUGAGCCCGAGGCUGCGGCCGAGGCGCCCCACGCCCCUCCUGCAGGCCGGCCGGCCUCCCCGCGCUGCGCUGCGGCCCCUUUGUGCCGAGCCCCCGGCCCCGAGCCCCCGGCCCGGCCCCUCAGCCCCCGCCCCACUGUCCCCGGCCCGGCCCCGCAGCCCCCGGCCCGCCCGGCCCGGCCCGGCCCGCUCCGGCGGCAUGAAGACCAAGUUCUGUAACGGCGGCGAAGCGGAGCCGUCGCCCCUGGGGCUGCUGCUGAGCUGCGGGGGGGGAGGGGGCGGCGGCGCCCCCUCGCCCGGCGGGGGGCCCGCGCAGCAGCGCGACGCGGAGGCCGUGCUGGAGGCCGAGGAGCGCGGCGGGGGCGAGGGAGGGGGAGGCCGCUGCUGCCCGCCGCCGCCCCUGCCGGCGCCCGAGCCGGACGAGGACCCCGAGGACGCGGCCGAGGACCCCGAGGACGCGGCCGAGGACGAGGCCCCCGAGCCCCGCACCCGCCGCAAGGCCUAUCUCUGGUGCAAGGAGUUCCUGCCCGGAGCCUGGAGGGCGCUGCCCGAGGAGCAGUUCCAGAUCAGCGUCGUCAGAGGCGGCCUCAGCAACAUGCUCUUCCUCUGCUCCCUCCCUGACUGUGUCCAGUCGAUCUCCGACGAGCCGCGGAAAGUGCUUCUGCGCCUGUACGGUGCCAUUCUACAGAUGAGGUCCUGUCAUAAAGAAGGAGCCGGACAAGCGCAGAAUGAGGAAGCGUGCCAAGGCACUGAGGCCAUGGUGCUGGAAAGCGUUAUGUUCGCCAUUCUUGCCGAGAGGUCACUUGGUCCGAAACUGUAUGGAAUCUUUCCACAAGGCCGCCUCGAACAGUUCAUCCCCAGCCGCCGGCUCAACACUGAGGAGUUAAGUUUGCCAGACAUCUCUGCAGAAAUAGCUGAGAAAAUGGCCACGUUUCAUGGGAUGAAGAUGCCGUUCAAUAAAGAACCCAAAUGGCUUUUUGGAACCAUGGAAAAAUAUUUAAACCAAGUUCUGAGAAUUAAAUUUACCAGAGAAUCCAGAGUUAAAAAACUCAACAAGCUCCUCAGUUAUAAUCUGCCUUGGGAAAUGGGAAAUCUAAGGUCUUUGCUGGAAUCAACUGCAUCUCCAGUGGUGUUUUGCCAUAAUGACUGCCAAGAAGGUAAUGUCCUUUUGCUGGAAGGCAGGGAGAACUGGGAAAAACAGAAGCUGAUGCUCAUCGACUUUGAAUACAGUAGUUACAAUUACAGAGGUUUUGACAUUGGCAAUCACUUCUGUGAGUGGAUGUAUGACUACACUUAUGAAAAGUACCCCUUUUUCAGAGCCAACAUCCUGAAGUACCCUACCGCAAAACAGCAGCUUCAUUUUAUUUCUAACUACUUGGCUGCCUUCCAAAAUGGAUUCGAAAACCUCAGCCAUGAAGAGAAGGCCAAAAUGGAGGAAGACAUGCUGGUAGAGAUCAACAGGUUUGCCUUGGCGUCCCAUUUCUUCUGGGGACUCUGGUCAAUCAUACAAGCCAAGAUUUCAUCUAUUGAGUUUGGGUACAUGGACUACGCGCUCGCCAGGUUUGACGCCUAUUUCGACCAGAAGAGGAAACUGGGCGUGUGAACCUUGUAGCCGCUUGAAGCAGGGGGUCCCUGCACUGUUUGUGUGAAGAGAGCAGCUGGGCAGGGCUUCCCCUCGGCUUGACUCCUGCACCUGCAGCCCAGGAGGCUUGGCCCGUCUCCCUGGGGGGCACCCAUGUGUGUGAGACUACAGAGACUAUAUUAAAGCUGAGUGACGUUGACUUCCCAUCUCGUUGACGACUUCCCUAGGAGUCUUUGACAUGAGAUCGGGAAGCAAACUAGAUUGCGUGAGUUGAGUGUCUCAUCAUCCUCUACUCCCCCUUCUGGCAGGUGGGGAGCUUAUCCCACACACACCAAGAGCAGCCCUCCGGGGUGGGGGCUGGUUCUUAUUGUUUCAUGGUUAUGUAUUUUUUUAAACGUGCCGGUAAAGGUUGUGGCCAGGACGGCUGGCACUGGCCAUGCAUUGUAGACACUACUAGCUUGCAGAAGGAAACGGGAGUUGCCCAGAGCAUCACCGCUUGCAGGGCGUGCCGUCUGCCCCUGUGGCUCCAGGACACUACUGUGCCAACCAACCCUUGGGUCCAAAUGGCCAAUGCUCAAGAAAGCAUAUCCACAGAGCUCACAAGGUAGCUUCUUGUGACUGGUGUACAUGCUUUAUUCUCCAGAGGUGUCUCACUGUAACUGGAAAGAACCCUUCCCCCGGCCGCCCGGCUGCCAGUGGAGGGGGCCGCUAUGGCUCUCCUGCAGUGCCUCUGCCCUGGGCCUCCCCCUAGCCUAGGCCCUCCUGUGGGGUGGGAAGGGAAUCCUUGUGAAGGUGGAGGAGCCCCAGUCGAAACGUCUUGGGCAACUGCUUCCACAGCUCCCCCCUGUCCCUCAUGUUUCCCCACCCCUGCACUAGUACCAUGGUUGGGGUGGCCAGUGGACUGCUGGGAAAUGGGGGAGAAAGACGAAUGGCUGUGAAACGUCCAUAGGUAUUAAGUGACCCCUUGGGGGUAAACCUUGAGCUCUUUUGUACUCAGAACUUUGAUUUGGGUUGUUCGUGCAAACAUUUCUGAACCUCACAGACUGUACUCUACUCAAAAUAAAAGUUGUCAAAUCAGACCUA